Molecule: messenger RNA, 198 nt
Organism: Loa loa (African eye worm)
Lineage: Eukaryota; Metazoa; Nematoda; Chromadorea; Rhabditida; Onchocercidae
Exons: 2
Coding region: 13-198 (61 amino acids)
Biological process (GO): regulation of transcription by RNA polymerase II; developmental process
Molecular function (GO): DNA-binding transcription factor activity, RNA polymerase II-specific; protein dimerization activity; RNA polymerase II transcription regulatory region sequence-specific DNA binding
Source: RefSeq, a predicted model, not a curated record
AAAUUUCAGGUAAUGUGUCAGAAUAGAACAGAACGAGAUCGUCAAUUGCAAAUAAAUUAUGCAUUUUUGCAACUUCGGCAAAUCAUUCCAAGUUAUCCAAUCAAUAAAAAAAUGAGCAAACAAGAGAUAUUACGCGGUGCAAUUCGUUAUCUUCGAAUUCUGGAAUAUUUACUUGGGAUACGAAAAAGUUUUCUAUGA